AUGGGCAGCAGGCGGACUGAAUCUUCGCUCGGUACAGAUGUAGCAAGAGGAGUUACUGAAAGAAUCGGGGAAAGCGGACAAGGGAGGGAUGACCAGUCAAAUUCCCAAAACAAAAAUCAUCAUCUGUUGGCAGGCGACAAUAAGAGCAGCAAUGGGUCCAACGGCAGUAAUGUCCUUAUAAUAGCUGGCGCUGGGGCAGGAGGCUUGGUCUUGAUCAUCAUUCCUUGUAUCAUCAUCAUCGUCAUCAAGAUAAAGAAUAGAUCACGAAGUGUGAAGGUGCGGAAGGUCGAGUCGACCACUGGGAAUGAAGGAAAUCGGGAGGAAAACGUUCGGGUCAACGAAGAGAACAAUGCAAACGAAGAGGCAACAGGCGUACGGCAAGUCAGAAAGAAAAGUGAGUCCGGAGGAAGUACGCAUGCGCCAGAGGCAGGAGUCGGAAGCGUAACUGAGAGCUCCAGUACUCGCUCGUCGUCAUCUGGAAGUGACAAGACGCCGUCGCAUCCUAAUUAUGACUCCACAGCCAUGCAACAAGUCGAGCUUCACACCUACAAGAACUUACCUAUCAAAACUUCCGGUUAUACCACACCCACACCCAGGAAAGAAAGCCAUUCGUACUUGAAGCUGCGGACGAGCAAAGCUCAGCAAGAGACACCCAAUCCUCCCAUAGUAGAAGUGCAGAAUUCUGACAUUUAUGACACACCAUACCAAACAAGAGAAGGUCUACAAGGCACCGAUGCACCACCUCCUCCCGAUAAGGAAACAGUAAACGGUGAAGGUUAUGAAACACCACCCCCUCCUGAAAAAGGCACACCCCCAGAGGAGGCGUAUGCAAAUCAAGGUCAGCUGUCUCAAGUCAUCGAAGGGGAUGAAGUCAGUUAUUACAACACUGCUUGAACUACCCCAGUGGCGCGGUGGAAUUUUUCUAGACAAAUAAACAUAAACACUAUUCUAUCUUUGCUGCUGGUUGGAAAAGCUGGAACAUUUCCUGUGACAAAGCCAGUAAUGUGGAAGAAACGAAGAAAGAGAUUAAAAAACUGCUUCACAUACCACUAAAGUGAGUUGUGAGUAGAAAGCUAGAGUGGAAACAUGAUCACGUGAACAUAAUUUAUUGCCGACAAAAUAUUGUAAUUGUGAGGUGUGUUAGAAGAACAUAUUAACUGGACUUGAGAUGUCAGUUGAAAAUGAAGGUAGGUGGACUGUCCGAGAUGAGGAAGGCGGAGAGGAGUUGGGUGAAAUAAUUUCACGACCUUAGGAGGUAAUGCGGAGGAUGCUUGAUAAGUAUUUCUUCAAGGAAAUAUGUCUGAAAGAAAUAGAUGAGAAUUUUAUAUUUUACAAACAUAUUGAGCAGCUGUAGUGAGUGAGUGGGGAGCAAGCGAGUGAAUAAUUGAGUGAGUGAAAGAAUUACUAUGAUAUUUCUGUUAAAAUGUACUUUAUUAUAUUUAUACAACUACGUAUGCUAUAUAUUAACUCGUGUAAUUCUUCUCAAACACUUUAUUUUUUUAAUAGUAGCAAUUUUUUUUCCUUUUUUUGACAUGCACACAGACACCCUUCGCCUAUACACACAUACGCGCACACACACACACACACAAACAUAAACGUAGAAUCAUUUUCUAACAAAUGCUAUUGUUUUCAUCAAAUACCAAUUCAAUGUGCUAAUAUAGAUGUGUUAUUUUAGUUAGUGUGCACUGUUUUGUAUUGUAACAGGCGCUAGCUACAUGGCUAAGGUAUAGCACUCAGCUAAGCUGCUGAUGACUUAAGAUAGUUUUAGCUGAUUGCUUUAGGAUAACCAUCUAGCUUGUGUCUGCCAACAGGAUGUUAACUGUCUGUCAAAUAAAUUUCUUCGAAAAACUA
This is a messenger RNA of Pomacea canaliculata, 1851 nucleotides long. RefSeq lists its product as uncharacterized. NCBI's taxonomy places the organism in Eukaryota, Metazoa, Mollusca, Gastropoda, Architaenioglossa, Ampullariidae. Bases 1 to 894 code for a protein of 297 amino acids. The record is from RefSeq and is a predicted model, not a curated record. The transcript is spliced from 7 exons.